GUCGUCCCCUGCGGCCUUCUCCUCCCAUCCAUCAGCAUCACCAAUUUUCCAUACGAUCCUCAAGAUUCCAGCAGCAGCGGCGGCGGCGCCCCAUCCUCCGUCCUUUCCGCCGUCUCAGCUGCCAUUCCCACAGAGCGCCGCCAGCCGCUUGGUGAUCCAGGAAAGAAGUCGCUCACUCACUCACUUGUGACACAGAUGGCCCGCCUCGCCGCCCUACUCGUUGCCUUGCUCGUCGCCCUCUUCGCCGUCGCGGCCACGGCGCAGGCCCCGGCCGCCUCGCCCAAGCGCGCGCCGGCGCCGGCGCCACCCAAGAUGGCCCCUCUCCCGCCGCCGCCGACCAGGGCUCCCACCGCCUCCCCGCCCUCGCCUCCCACGAUGGCGCCGGUGUCCGCGCCCUUUGCCGACGCGCCAGCCUCGAGCCCCAUCGCUGCGGGCGUUGGCGACGCGACGGCCCCGGCGGGAGCUUCCGCUCUGACUCCGGCGGCCGCGCCUGUCACGGAGAAGAGCGCCGCCGUAUCUGCCUCCGCCGCCACCUUCUUCGUCAUCGCCGGAGCUGUGGCAUCCGCCGUUGUGUUCUAGACAUCUGCCGGGCGGAUCCGUGGAGGAGGUGCAUCUGCACCUGCGCGGGCGGCUCGGCUGUUGUUGAUAGAUGGGCUCUGUUUUGCGACCCAUUAUUUAUUUAUUUGUUUGUUAUUUCGAGGCUUCAGAGAACAGAGAUGAGAUGAGGAUGUGUAAUCCUAUCAAUUUUCAGACGGGAGCUGUGUCUGUUACGCUUUUUUUAUUAUAUAUAUGCAGAUUAUAUAAUUUCAUUACCAA
Molecule: messenger RNA, 816 nt
Organism: Sorghum bicolor (sorghum)
Lineage: Eukaryota; Viridiplantae; Streptophyta; Magnoliopsida; Poales; Poaceae
Product: arabinogalactan protein 1-like
Exons: 1
Coding region: 196-579 (127 amino acids)
Source: RefSeq, a predicted model, not a curated record